GGGGGCGGCUCAGGGCUCAGCCAGUGAGAGGCGGGGGGUGUGGUGGAGGGAAGGCUCAGGCCGGGUACUUAGAGCUGCGCUAGCAGCCGGACCCGACCCGACCCGACCCGACCCGCAUCCCUCGCGCCGACGCUCAAGGCCCGCCGCAGCCGGGCGUUGUGGGUGCCAGAGCGGCUACCCGGUUGUAUCAUGGUGACCCCUUGUCCUGCCAGCCCGGCCAGCCCCGCUGCGGGAGCCGGGGGGCGGGACAGCCAUCAGAACCUCCGCGCCCCAGUGAAGAAGAGCAGACGCCCGCGCCUCCGGAGGAAGGAGCCGCUGCGGCCGCUGAACUCGUGUUCGCUCCCGGGAGAUUCCGGCGUCUGUGACCUUUUCGAGUCCCCCAGCUCUAGCUCGGAUGGCGCGGACAGCCCUGCGGCGUCUGCGGCGCGGGACUGCAGCUCUUUACUCGGUCCUGCUCCGCCCUUGACCGCGCUAGAUCUCCAGACCUUCCGAGACUACGGCCAGAGCUGCUACGAUUUCCGCAAGGCGCAGGAGAGCCUUUUCCAUCCGCGGGAGUCGCUGGCGCGACAGCCACAAGUGACAGCAGAAUCUCGCUGUAAACUGCUCAGCUGGCUCUUACCAGUCCACCGCCAGUUCGGCCUCUCAUUCGAGUCCCUGUGCCUGACGGUGAACACUCUGGACCGCUUCCUCCUUACCACCCCGGUAGCCGCAGACUGCUUCCAGCUGCUCGGGGUCACCUGUCUGCUCAUCGCUUGCAAGCAGGUAGAGGUGCACCCGCCUCGAGUGAAACAGCUCCUGGCCCUGUGCGGUGGCGCUUUCUCCCGACAGCAGCUGUGCAACCUAGAGUGCAUCGUGUUACACAAACUGCACUUCAGUUUGGGCGCACCCACCAUCAACUUCUUCCUGGAGCACUUUACUCACGCUCGAGUGGAGGCCGGGCAGGCUGAGGUCAUUGGAGCCUUAGAAGCUCAAACCCUGGCUCGGGGAGUGGCGGAGCUGAGCCUGGCCGAUUACGCUUUCACCAACUACACACCUUCCCUACUGGCCAUCUGCUGCCUGGCACUGGCUGACCGCAUGCUGCAGCUCCCUCAUUCGCUAGACCUUCGCCUGGGAGAGCACCCCGAGGCUGCAUUGCAAGACUGCCUGGGCAAGCUGCAGCUGCUCGUGUCCAUCAACAGUUCCUCUCUGACGCACAUGCUGCCUCCCCAGAUCUGGGAGAAGUGCAGCCUGCCCCAGAGUUGGAAAUAAAAAGCAUACCCUUAGUUUCUUUUAUUCCCUGACCCUGGCUCUGUGCCUUCAGGAGAGUGUGCAGUAUUAAUCCAAAGAGAAGCUCAGGACUCCUGCUUGUAAAUAGUGCACAAUAACGGAAUCUAUUUAUUUUGCAGUACACAAAGGGCAGGUGACAGUCCUGGCUUGUCAGGAUGCUGCUGUUGUCUGCUCUGUCCUUCAGGGGAUGUCGGGCAGGGGUUGUUGAUUUCAGAGUCUGUCCUUGGCUCCCAACAUUUUGUUUUUACCCUGGAAUUAGCAACUCCGAGAAAACAAUCCAGCAAGAUUUUAUAUGCCACUGUUCCAGUAAUCAGACAAGCCAAGGUUGCUUGUCUGCAUCUUAACCCCCUCCAGUCUGGAGGCUGAACCCCCUUUCUCAUGCCAGUGGCUCAAGGAGUAUGAGACCGAGUUAGAAGUCAUUGUAGUCUGUGUUGUGCACAUGGGCAGUGCCUGCUACUCACUGAUCUGGGAAGCUUUGGGGACUGUGUAGGCACACUAGCAGUGGACAAAGCAAGAGACAAUCCCUGGUGCACCCCAAGAGAUGCUGGAAAGUUUUUGCAUACUCUUACAGCUGUUGCAACCUGGGCCAUUUGCCCUGCAGUUACAUUCAUGGUUCAGUUGACACUGCUGUAUGAGCCCAGGGUAACAAUGGCGUGAUAGUAAUAAAGAAUAUAUUGACUACUUGCAACGUA
Mesocricetus auratus (golden hamster) is the source of this 1958-nucleotide messenger RNA. It is a transcript of the gene Ccno, whose product is annotated as cyclin O. The coding region runs from base 190 to 1248 and encodes 352 amino acids. The record is from RefSeq and is a predicted model, not a curated record. The transcript has 3 exons. Gene Ontology annotation, molecular function: cyclin-dependent protein serine/threonine kinase regulator activity. Gene Ontology annotation, biological process: regulation of cyclin-dependent protein serine/threonine kinase activity; mitotic cell cycle phase transition. Gene Ontology annotation, cellular component: nucleus; cytoplasm; cyclin-dependent protein kinase holoenzyme complex. NCBI's taxonomy places the organism in Eukaryota, Metazoa, Chordata, Mammalia, Rodentia, Cricetidae.